UGGAUGCUUUUUCUCAUCGUCGUCGUAUUCCGUGUUUCUUAGCUUGCAUCAGCUUGCAUUUUGAGCUUGGGCAAUGCCGCAUUUCAAUGAUUUCUAAUGUCUGAUGGGUCUGGCGAGAAGAUCAAAAAGUUUGUUUUCAAAACCAAACCCCCGUUGAUUGGAGAAGGCCCCCCGGAGACGCUUGAGGUCAUCAUUCCCGAGCUUCUUCAAGCGAGCUACAACUUUUACACGUGGCCCUCGGCUCCAAUCCUUGCGUGGUUCCUGUGGGAGCAUCGACGCGAGCUUCCCGGAAAACGCGUGAUUGAAAUCGGCGCCGGCACCAGCUUGCCAGGAAUCGUAGCUGCAAAGUGCGGAGCCGACGUUACCUUGUCCGACUGCGCCAGUCUGCCGAGGAGUCUGCAGCACUGCCAACGGGUGUGCGACAUCAACGGACUGACCGGCCGAGUGCGCGUCCUUGGACUCUCGUGGGGCCUCUUUCUGCACAGCACCUUUGCCCUCGGCCCUGUGGAUUUGAUACUGGGCUCAGAUUGCUUCUACGAGCCGUCCCUCUUCGAAGACAUCUUGGUCACCGUGUCCUUCUUGCUCGACAAGAACCCGUUGGCCAAGUUCCUGUGCACAUACCAGGAGAGAAGUGCUGACUGGUCCAUCGAGCACCUGCUCAACAAGUGGGGCCUUCGCUGCGAGCACAUCCCGCUGUCCACUUUGGGCGCAGAGUCUGGCAUUGACGUUCACGAGCUGAUGCAAGAUCACACCAUCCACUUGCUGGAAAUUGCCAAAGCUUAA
Messenger RNA from Neocloeon triangulifer, 783 nucleotides. Its product is annotated as histone-arginine methyltransferase METTL23. The record is from RefSeq and is a predicted model, not a curated record. Gene Ontology annotation, cellular component: cytoplasm; nucleus. Lineage: Eukaryota; Metazoa; Arthropoda; Insecta; Ephemeroptera; Baetidae. The transcript is spliced from 2 exons. Gene Ontology annotation, molecular function: S-adenosylmethionine-dependent methyltransferase activity. The coding region runs from base 97 to 783 and encodes 228 amino acids.